This is a messenger RNA of Henningerozyma blattae CBS 6284, 1554 nucleotides long. It is a transcript of the gene MSK1, whose product is annotated as lysine--tRNA ligase MSK1. The coding region runs from base 1 to 1554 and encodes 517 amino acids. Gene Ontology annotation, biological process: mitochondrial lysyl-tRNA aminoacylation. Gene Ontology annotation, cellular component: mitochondrion; cytoplasm. The transcript has a single exon. NCBI's taxonomy places the organism in Eukaryota, Fungi, Ascomycota, Saccharomycetes, Saccharomycetales, Saccharomycetaceae. Gene Ontology annotation, molecular function: lysine-tRNA ligase activity; ATP binding; tRNA binding. The record is from RefSeq and is a predicted model, not a curated record.
AUGUUCCGCCACGUGACCCACCACGUGACCCGUUGCCGCCACUCGCCUGCUGCUGCUUUGGCUACUAGACUAGCUCCAAAUUUGGCGGCAAAUUGGCCAGCCCGUUACCCGCCCCUGCCGCCAUCCACAAUCUCUGUCGCCUCUGUUUUGUGCGCCACAAAAUGUUCUCAAGAAAGUGACACAAAAGAUACUGCUGUGCAAAGAUGCCAAGAAUCUCCAUUCCAUAUAGCUGGUAUCAUCUCUGCUAUUCGCAAGAGCUCUCGUCGUCUAUGGUUUAUUGAUCUUACAGAUUCUCAUCUUCCAGCAUCUGCCAAGAUUCAAUUGAUGGUCGAUUACAAGACACAGUCUGGCUUAACCCCUAAUUUAUCUCCCGAUGAAUUCUACGAUCAAAUGGCUCAAUUACACAAGGGUGAUUCCAUAGCUUGUUCAGGAACACCUUUUACAAACCCCAGGGGCCAGACCGGUCUAUCUCUUGAUAGUUUACCCACACUAUUGGCUCCAAUCCAAUCGGUACUACCAAACAAACUUGUUCAUAAAGAUAAAAUUAACAAGAAUAAAAUCAUCGCGUAUCGGGUCACUCAGGAUUAUUCCACUCUCAUUUUACGUAACAAGCUUCUCUGGGCCCUGCGUCAAUUCUUGUAUACUCGUGAUUUCAUAGAGGUAGAAACUCCUAUCUUAACUUCGAUCCCUACGUCUUCCAAUGCCUCCAAAUUCAUCACCACAACAAAUGACACUUCCAAGAAAAAUUUGUUUCUGAGAAUCGCUCCAGAACUCAUGUUGAAGAGAUUAGUCAUUUCUGGUCUACCCAAGAUAUUUGAAAUUGGGAAAAAUUUCAGAAAUGAAGGUAUCGACUCGACUCAUAACCCGGAAUUCACCACCAUCGAAACGUAUGAGACGUUUAAGGAUUUGCCCUAUUUGAUCGAGUUCACAGAAUCGCUUUGGAAACAUCUUUUCCAACACUUGGAUCUAACUGAUCAUCCCGUCUAUAAAGCGUUACAACAAAAUAAUUGGCAAUUCCAGAAAGUUUCCUUCCUAGAGACUUUCCAAAAGAAAACCAACAUCGACCUAUCCACAAUAGACCUUGCAAACACCGCAGAUUUACUCGAUAGAAUCCCCCCUCAUGACAAACGUAAAUUACCACCAAAUUUAAACACACUCCCCAUGGCCACUAUUCUUGAUAAACUUUCUUCUUUUUAUAUUGAAUCCAUCUCAUUUACCCACUCUCAUUUACCCACUCUCAUAUACGACUAUCCGACAGUCUUGUCCCCCUUAUCAAAGCAUAAGAAUGGUCAUGUCGCCAAUAGGUUCGAAGUAUUUAUUAAUGGGAUAGAAUAUGUAAAUGCUUAUGAAGAACAAAAUUGUCCUCAAUCUCAAUUGGAUGCAUUCACCGCACAAGAUCCAACCAAUAUUGAUCACGACUUCAUUGAUGCAAUGAAAUUGGGCAUGCCCCCCACUGUGGGGUUUGGAAUGGGGAUUGAUCGAUUUUUAAUGUUGAUUUCAAAUACGAAAAGAAUUGAAGAUGUUUUGCCACUCGGUUCAUUAGAUGAUUUAUAA